Synchiropus splendidus (mandarinfish) is the source of this 3143-nucleotide messenger RNA. RefSeq names its product R-spondin 1 (gene rspo1). The coding region runs from base 119 to 967 and encodes 282 amino acids. The record is from RefSeq and is a predicted model, not a curated record. The transcript is spliced from 5 exons. NCBI's taxonomy places the organism in Eukaryota, Metazoa, Chordata, Actinopteri, Syngnathiformes, Callionymidae.
UCAGAGCGUUUCCACACCAGAGGAGGGAUCAUUCAUCCUAGACGCGGAGGCAUCCACCUGUCUCUCAGAGCAAGGGGGGGGCCCCCACCUGUUCCACCGGUCGCAGGGGGGACUCUGCAUGGCCGCAAAGCCAACAAGGACUAUGCAGCUAGGAAUGGUGGCGCUGGCAAUGGUCUUCCUCAGCUCCGUUGGUCAAGGCGAUGCUCUGAAGCUAUCAAAGACGAGAAGGCAGAGACGGGUCAGUACCGAGGGUCCGCCAUCUUGCCCCAAAGGCUGUGAAAGAUGCUCGGAAUACAACGGCUGCGUCAAAUGUAAACCCAAACUCUUCAUUUUCCUGGAGAGGAAUGACAUUCGUCAGAUAGGCGUGUGUCUGGCGUCCUGUCCCAUGGGCUACUUUGGCAUGAGGAAUCCGGAGGGGAACAACAGAUGCACCCAGUGUAAAAUAGAAAACUGUGAGGCCUGUUUCAAUCGCAACUUUUGCACAAAAUGUAAGGGAGGCAUAUAUUCGCACAGGGGCCGGUGUUACGUCAGCUGCCCUCCAGGCCUGCGGUCCAAGAAUGACACAAUGGAGUGUAUUGGUCAGCGAGUUGGCGAGUGCGAACUCGGUGAGUGGAGCCAAUGGAGUCCUUGCAUGAAGAAGAAUAAAACCUGUGGAUUUAAAAAAGGCUCCCAGUCCAGGGUCCGCGUUCCCCUUCCGCAAGUCUCCGGCCUGGACUCCUUGUUGGCCUUCGCUUCCACUCACAACUGCACUGCGUCGACAGAGAGAAGAAAGUGCGUGGUGACCAAGACGCCCUGCUCGAGAGAUGGGAAAAACAAGAGAGAUCGACAGGACGAACUGGGCGGCCGAGACAACCCGCGCAGUCGGAGCAAAGAGGGUGGUAAAGGAGGAGGGGGGGGAGGGAAGAGGAGGAAAGGUCAGAGCAGGAGCACGGCCGCUCCACUUAUCACAGCCAGUUCUGUCACCUAAAUCCUGGCUCCCACUGACGCUACACAAGAGGAAAGACAAUGGAAUUAUGCUGCUGUGCAUGGAGACAAUGUGCAAAGACAACUGGAGAACUUAAGGAGGAAUAAUCGUCGAUCACAGAGGAGCUGCUGAAGGUGGAACUUGGCUUCACCCGUGUGACUUUUUAACGUCGAGAACAGAUUCAAAACGGAUGAAAGGAGGGCACCUGUCUAUUUAAAUGUUUGUUCCACAACAGUCCUCACCCUCCUCUGCUCAUGUGUUUAGUCUCAGACCCAGCAAUGCUUUUGUGCGAUCGGUGUGAAGUGAAGAUCCUGGAAAUUCAGAUGUUGAAGUCGUGCUCAAAUGCGUCUUUGCCACUUGGUAGCUUGGAAAACUAACUGUACAGAAACUCAUGGAUGUGAGACCUUGCAUGCCGGUGUGCGCUAAAAUCUGGCGACACGAUGUCCAUCUUAUACUAGGUGACUUUUAAAAGGAAGUUCAACGCAAGGGGCCUUCAACAAACUUCACAGCAAGGUCGUAAUGUUGGUGAACUGCCGCACACUUUCACUUUUGAUGGUACCAUCCUGCUCUGUGGUGUUACUUGUCACAUUUCUGAGAAAACGUCUUGGUUAGCGCACAGCUCAGGACUCUCAUUUGCAUUUUUACUUGCAAAUGUUAGGUGCUUGGCAAGGAAGGCACCUGCGCAUGCCGCCAAUAACAAAUCGGAAACACCUGGUAGUUCGAAUAGUUGGAGUAGAUUUAUGGCAGGACUUUCACUUUAUGAAGAUGAAGUUUUCCACCUCUGGCCAUCCUGUCCAGCGUCAGGCUUGCUGUGUUGUAACGCUUCGCCUGAGCGAGCAGCAGUCGCCGAUGGCAUUGCCUUUGAUGAGUUGCGCCCCCCCGCUGUUUUCCUGCAACGUCUCUCUCUGAGAAAUAUCAGUCAUCGCUGAAGUCUGGCGAGGAAAAGAUGAAGCUACAAUUUUUCUAUUUGACUUCGCCUCCACUGAAGCUGGGAAAGAACCACAGUUUUAGCGCCUCUAAUCUGGUGCCCACCACAUAUCGAGAUGCACAUGGACCAACUUCAAAUUACUUCAACUGAACUUUAGUUUAGUAAAAUGGCGGUUUGAUCAAAUAUAAGCAUAUGUUUAUAACACUGUCAAAAAUAUUUAGAUAUCUGACAAGGCUGAUGGGCCGGUGAGGCUUCAUGAAACCUCAUUUUCAGUCCCCACUAGAUGGCACUCUGCUGUGAAAUCUCUGGACUCCACAAGAGGACAGCGCCACCUACUGAGUCUGAAAGUGAGGACACUGUUUCGUGAAGCUUCAACAGCCCAUCACUAUCCGGAGGUCAUGUCGUGAAGAAGUGAAGAUGACUAUCUCUCGCUACUUCUUUUGAAUCAGACUAUUAAAAAACAUGAACAUAGUACCAAAGUUUCCUUACAAAACAAGUUAAAAACAUCUAUAUUGUGAACUUCAGCAGGAUAUAGGUUUCAAUAUUCUACAAUAAUCAUUUAGUAGUUGGACUAUCUUUUACAAUUUUAUACAACAGACAACUGGCCAUCUGAAAUCUGAUCAGGGUCGCAAAUGGUCCCCAAGCCCAACUUUUGACACCCCUGACCAACAAAGCUGAAUAUUAGUCAGAUAAGAGUAGAAUUAUGGAUUAAAAAGCAGAGCAAAGUAUUAUUUUUUUAAGAAUCGAUUUGAUGCAACACCCUUGCUUUCAACUGACAAAACAAGUGUCAAGUUUCAUGUCCUCCAAACUAUUUUUUUUAUGUGUGUGUUCUUGCAUGAUGGAAAGCACAGGCAGGCUGAAGAGACUCUCCACUCCGAGUCAUGUAGUGUACGAUGGACAUCAGCUGCCCACGCAUGGAUCCAAAUCACUCGGUGUCAGAAACUGGCUGGUAAAGGCUCAUGGAUCUGUCAAAUACUCUAUUAACUCCAAGUUACAUAUGAUCCAGUCAUCUGCUGCUCGUGUAUGUUUGUAACAUUAUUUUGCACAGUCAUGUUUACCUACUGCUCAACUGUCAUCGCAAUGUACACAUGUAUACUCUGCUUUGUGAGGUUCAGAAACAAAGUUUUGUUAUACUCAUGAGUAUAGUUGCUUCCUCGAGGGUGGUUCAUAUGCCACACUCUGCACAACGGAUUGUGACAAUAAGAAUAUGUGACAAAUGGGAAAGAAUAAAUAAUAGCAUUGUAUGUUAAU